Messenger RNA from Papaver somniferum (opium poppy), 2864 nucleotides. Its product is annotated as E3 ubiquitin ligase PQT3-like. The transcript has 15 exons. Bases 525 to 2696 code for a protein of 723 amino acids. Gene Ontology annotation, molecular function: zinc ion binding; nucleic acid binding; ubiquitin protein ligase activity. Lineage: Eukaryota; Viridiplantae; Streptophyta; Magnoliopsida; Ranunculales; Papaveraceae. Gene Ontology annotation, biological process: protein ubiquitination; mRNA processing; ubiquitin-dependent protein catabolic process. Gene Ontology annotation, cellular component: nucleus. The record is from RefSeq and is a predicted model, not a curated record.
CUCUCUCAAACUCCCUGCACUCUCUCGAACUCUCUCAAAAUCCCUGAGAUUUAAAAUACACUCUAGCUCCCCCGAAAUCACUCGAGGACUCACUCUGAAACAUAAUAAUCACUGUAUAGAAACUAUCAAAUUAGGUUCUCCGAAUCGUAGCAAACGUCAUCAAAUCAAAACCCAAUAUCUAGGUUUUUCCCAUGGAUAAAUUCGCUUUGUACUCUUACCAAUCUAUGCGAUUCUUGGAUAAAUUCGCUUUAUAAUCGUAGCAAACGUCAUCAAAUCAAAACCCAAUUUACUAGUUUCUUGGAUUUGAACGGCGAAUUUGGUGUGAUUCAUUCGUGAAAUCGGUGCAUCAUAACGUUUCGAGGAAUUUUUCAGGCUCAGAAGUUUCAGUUUCAGAAUUUGUAUCAAUUGGGUUCUGAUAGUUGCUGAAUAGAAUAAUCUUUACAAGAAGAUUGUACUGAAUUGUGUAUUUUAGUUCGAUUUCAAUUUCAAUAUCAAUUUCAUUUUCAUUUUCUUCCUUUUGUAAUAUGGCUGUGUACUAUAAAUUCAAAAGUGCGAAGGAUUUCAAUUCGAUUGCAAUAGAUGGUCAUUUCAUUUCGGUUUUCAAUUUGAAAGAACAAAUUUUUGAAUCAAAGCAGUUGGGAAAGGGUACAGAUUUUGACCUAGUUAUCACCCAUGCUCAGACUAAUGAAGAAUACAAUGAUGAAGCCAUGUUAAUACCAAAGAAUACAUCAGUUUUAGUUCGCCGUGUUCCUGGAUGCCGCCGUAUACCCAUUGUCGUUGAAAGAGAAAGGGAGAAGGUUGUGGAGAACGAUGAGGUUGCUCAACCUGCCAAGAGAAACUUUCCUGUGGUUAAUUCAUCUGUUGCAAAAAAUUCAGAGGAGAGAGAAUGGGAUGGAUCAGGAAAUGAUUUCUAUGAUACUCCAAGAGCGCUGCCUGCCCAAUCAGAAUUUCCAUCUCAGGAGGCUACUUUUAUUAAUAAAGCGGAUGAGGACAGCAAAAUUAAAGCUUUCGUCGAUGCACCCUCGUUUGAUUGGCAACAGCAAUCUCAGGGGACUUUUGGCGCUGGUAGGGGGUUUGGAAGGGGUAUGGGUGGAAGAGCAAUGGGUGGCAGGGGAUUUGGGCAAGGGGGGAUGGAAAGGAGGACCCCUCCAGAGGGUUAUAUAUGUUACAGAUGCAAGGUUCCGGGGCAUUUUAUACAGCAUUGCCCUACUAAUGGUGAUCAUAGUUAUGAUGUCAAAAGGGUAAAUCCACCCACUGGUAUUCCAAAGUCGAUGUUAAUGCCCUCCGCAGAUGGCUCAUAUGCACUGUCAAGUGGUUCAGUUGGUGUGUUACAGCCUAAUGAGGCUGCUUUCGAUAAAGAAUUUGAAGGCUUGAACUGUACUAAACGGCUGAUUGAUAUACCCCCAGAACUCCGCUGUCCAUUGUGCAAAGAAAUAAUGCAAAAUGCUGUCCUUACAAGCAAAUGCUGUUUCCAAAGUUUCUGUGAUAAAUGUAUCAGGGACACCAUUAUCUCAAAAUCGAUGUGCAUUUGUGGGGCUACAAACAUACUUGCUGAUUACCUUAUUCCUAAUAAGACAGUUAGAGACACCAUUAACAGCAUUCUUGAAUCAAAUAACAGUAGUGCCGGCUAUACUAGAAGCAUACUUACUACUCAAGAUACAGAGUCUGCUCGUUCGUUACUGCAUAAAGUUCCAUCACCUUCUCUCUCUGCUUCUUCCAAGAAUGAAAAAAUACUUUCACCUCGUAAUGAUGUCAACACUACGAAUGCCAAGGAGACUCUGGACGAAGGAAAUCGUGUCAGUAUGCCACUGCAGUCCGUUGAGAAGACCCAGUCUGCAGAAACUGUUAAUGUAACUGAUAAUAAAGUUGAGGUGAUAAAUAUAAAAGGACAGAACAGUGCUCCACAAAAGGAAGCGGAAGCUCAAGGAAAGAAGAAAAAGAAGAAAGCCCGCGUUCCUGUAAAUGCUGGAGACCAUUGGGGAGCACCUCAGGAUAUUGCAGCUGUUAAUUAUAUGAUGCCUUUUGCCCCUCCAACCUUUAACAACAAUCCAUACUGGGGAGGAAUGCAACUUGGGAUGAAUAGCCAUAUGGGUCCAUAUAACUGUGCAAUGCCUUACAUGGGUUAUGCUCCUGGUCCUAGUCCAUUCGAUAUUCCUAUUGGGGGGAUGUAUCCUCAAGGCUUACAUCAAGGCCCCUUUGGAGGUCAAGGGUAUUCCAUGGCAAGUGCUCCAUUACGGAGGGAUUUAUCAGUGUCUGGUAUGGGCUUAAAACCAAAUCCCAGUUUUUUGAGCAGAGAGGAGUCCGAGGCACGGAAAGCUGAUUUACGGAAAAAACAUGAAAAUGAAAUGCGUGAUGAAAGGGCAUACAUCAACAAUCAGGAAUUUAAUAGGGAAGCAACCAACAGGGCUGAGGUUUCUUCAACGAAAUCGCGACUUGUGCAGAGGCAAAGUACGCAAGAUGAAAAAAUGGUCGACCAUCGCCCUCGUCACCACAAUGAUGGGUCAGAGAGGUCAUCAAGUAGACCGCAGAAAAGGAGUAAAGUUAUACCUGAUCACGAUGAAUCGAGCGAAGAUGAUGACAGAAACUUUAAGAGAAAGAGAAGCUCAAAGGAAAUUAACCAGUAUCACGGGAGGGAGUAUGAGCACAGGGAUUAUGAACGGAAGAUGAGCAAGGAACAUGGCCACAGAUACAGAUAGCCAGAGAUGGAAGAAUCUGUAUGAAUCCAGAAGGGUGUUGUACAAGUUCUUUAGCUUUCCCCUCCAGGAAUCCUGUAUAUUAUAUGUUAUAAAGUUAUUAUCAUGUUGUCAGAAAUCAUUGGGCAUUCAUCUUUUCCUGUAUAAAUAAAAGUGUUUUUUAAGCCUCUA